AACAACCAUAAUAAUAGCAAUAAUAAUAAUAAUAAAAGCAAAAUAAUAAUAAUAAUAAAAGCAAAAAGACAGAGACAUAUGAUUUGGAUGAUGCACUGACACGAACACGUCAGAAACCUCUGAGACAAGAAAAGGGGGCAGCAGAGGCAAAUUGCAACGCAAAGUUGCAAGCAAAACGAACCCACUUGGACAAUUUGGUAAUUUCCCCCGCCACACAACCACGAAGGCAAAAAAAAAAAAAAAAAAAAAAAGUAAAGAAAGAAAUGUUUGAUACGCGUCUCUAUGAGGCCCAUAUUCCAUUCCCUUUACCGACCUCACAGCACAUCAAUACAUCUUCAAAUUCCCCUCUUCUCUCUCUCACAUCUCUUCGUCCUCUCUCUCACAUCACAAUUUCAUAAAAAACCUCUUUUUAAGUUUCUUGCUUCUUUCUCUCUGAAAGAAAAUUGAAGUCCUAACCAGUUGGCUCUUUUGUUUUAUCGUUCUCCAUGGCUCAGAAAACCGAGAAAGAAGAAACCGACUUCAAAGUUCCGGAAACGAUUACGCUUUGCGUCAACAACUGCGGCGUCACCGGAAACCCUGCCACGAAUAACAUGUGUCAGAAGUGCUUCACUGCCUCUACCGCCACCACUUCCGGCGCCGGAGGUGCCGGAAUAGCUUCUCCGGCGACCAGAUCCGGCGUCUCCGCGCGUCCUCAGAAGAGAUCUUUUCCUGAAGAGCCCUCGCCGGUGGCGGAUCCUCCUUCUUCGGACCAGACGACGCCGUCGGAGGCGAAGCGCGUGGUCAACCGCUGCUCCGGAUGCCGGCGGAAGGUCGGACUCACCGGAUUCCGGUGCCGGUGCGGCGAGCUCUUCUGCGCCGAGCACCGGUACUCCGACCGCCACGACUGCAGCUAUGACUACAAAGCCGCCGGAAGAGAAGCCAUCGCGAGGGAGAAUCCGGUGAUCAGAGCUGCGAAGAUCGUCAAAGUCUGAAAAAAGAAAAAAGAAAAAAAAAAAAGGAAAAACCCGAACGGAACGGAAUCUCAAAACGACGUCGUUGACGGUUGACGCGGUUUCGUGUUUUUUUUUUCUCAGAUUUAUAUAUAUAGAGAAGAAGGAAAAAAAAAAGUAGCAGAUGACAGAUUUAAGAGAGAGAGAGAGCGUGUGUGAGGUUUUAGAUUGAGAGAGAGAGAGAGAGAGAGAGAGAGAUUGUUGCUGAUAAAAGAUGAAGAAGAAUUUAUCUGAAUUUCUCUUGUGUUUCAUCGAUCAAACUCUGAUCGUUUUUUUUAUUUAUUUAAUUUCUCUUCUAAUUUUUAUGUUUGAUUUCUUCCUGAUUUGAUCUUGAAAUGAUAAAUUAUUGUGAUUUACCAUUAU
Molecule: messenger RNA, 1352 nt
Organism: Glycine soja
Lineage: Eukaryota; Viridiplantae; Streptophyta; Magnoliopsida; Fabales; Fabaceae
Product: zinc finger A20 and AN1 domain-containing stress-associated protein 5-like
Exons: 1
Coding region: 486-971 (161 amino acids)
Biological process (GO): protein ubiquitination
Molecular function (GO): zinc ion binding; DNA binding; ubiquitin-protein transferase activity
Source: RefSeq, a predicted model, not a curated record